This is a messenger RNA of Lycium ferocissimum, 453 nucleotides long. Its product is annotated as mitochondrial import receptor subunit TOM9-2. Gene Ontology annotation, cellular component: mitochondrial outer membrane. The coding region runs from base 1 to 300 and encodes 99 amino acids. NCBI's taxonomy places the organism in Eukaryota, Viridiplantae, Streptophyta, Magnoliopsida, Solanales, Solanaceae. The transcript is spliced from 2 exons. The record is from RefSeq and is a predicted model, not a curated record. Gene Ontology annotation, biological process: intracellular protein transport.
AUGUCUUCCAAAAAAGGCGGAGUAUCACUACCAGACCGCCCCGGCGCCGGAGACGGUAUCCUAUCUAGGGUUUCAUCAUCACCAAUCGUCUACCAAGGAAAACGCGCCGCAUCCGAUGCCGCCUUCGUAGCCAAAAAACUCCUCAAAAGCACCGGUAAAGCUGCUUGGAUUGCCGGAACUACUUUCCUGAUACUCGUCGUUCCGCUUAUUAUUGAAAUGGAUAGGGAUGCUCAGCUUACUGAGCUUGAGAUGCAACAAGCUAGCUUGUUGGGUACACCUCCUCCUGCAGGUGCAAAGUGAGUUCAAAUUUAGGGUUUUAAUGACCUUACAAUAAGAUGAUAUGAUGUUAUGGAAUUUCUUCAAUUUUAGGGUUUUGCAAUUUCUUCAAUGUGAUGGAUUUAUAAUCUUUGAGUCUUCAUUAUGUAACGAAUCUUAUCUUGGCAAUUACUUUCU